Molecule: messenger RNA, 1851 nt
Organism: Syzygium oleosum
Lineage: Eukaryota; Viridiplantae; Streptophyta; Magnoliopsida; Myrtales; Myrtaceae
Product: delta-aminolevulinic acid dehydratase, chloroplastic
Exons: 13
Coding region: 175-1461 (428 amino acids)
Biological process (GO): heme biosynthetic process
Cellular component (GO): cytosol
Molecular function (GO): zinc ion binding; porphobilinogen synthase activity
Source: RefSeq, a predicted model, not a curated record
UUUCUCUCAUACAUCUCUCUCUCAUUGGCCCUCCUUCAUCUCCUCCACCAGAUAAGGCCCUCUUUACUGCUCCUCCCUCUCUCUCUCUCUCUCUCUAGAAUCUCAAGGCAUUUCUCUCUCUACCCUGCAUCCGAAGAGGCGCUGUCGUGACCCCGAGUGUCGUUCCGGUUCCCAAUGGCGUCGACGAUCGUCAAGCCUCAGUGGUCGUUUGGGGGUGUCGACUGCCGACGGUAUGUGGGGCCGCAACCGCCGCCGAGUGCGAAGUCCAGUUCUUUGCGAGCCGCGAGCAGGGGACAGCCGUCCCGGCGGUUGUUGGUCGUGAGGGCUAGUGAAAAUCGCAACGAUUCUGUUAAGAAGCUGGGGAUGACGGAUGCGGAAUGCGAAGCCGCUGUUGUGGCGGGGAAUGUGCCCGAAGCGCCUCCGGUCCCGCCCGCGCCGGCGGCCCCGGCUGGAACUCCUGUCGUCCCUUUGCUGCCAUUGAGUCGCCGCCCGCGUCGCAAUCGGAGAUCACCGGCGCUGAGAUCAGCUUUCCAGGAGACAAGUUUGUCCCCGGCAAACUUUGUCUACCCACUUUUUAUUCAUGAAGGUGAGGAAGAUACUCCAAUUGGGGCUAUGCCAGGAUGCUAUAGGCUUGGUUGGAGGCAUGGGCUUGUAGAAGAGGUGGCUAAGGCUCGUGAUGUUGGUGUUAAUAGCAUUGUACUCUUCCCCAAAGUGCCUGAUGCUCUGAAGUCUCCCACUGGAGAUGAAGCUUACAAUGACAACGGUUUGGUGCCAAGAACAAUACGAUUGCUCAAGGAUAAGUACCCUGAUCUUGUCAUAUACACUGAUGUUGCUUUAGACCCAUAUUCCUCAGAUGGACAUGAUGGUAUUGUCAGAGAAGAUGGAGUCAUAAUGAAUGACGAGACAGUACAUCAGCUAUGUAAACAAGCUGUCUCCCAGGCCCGAGCUGGGGCAGAUGUUGUUAGUCCUAGUGACAUGAUGGAUGGUCGUGUCGGAGCAAUUCGAGCAGCCCUUGAUGCUGAAGGCUUUCACCAUGUUUCUAUCAUGUCCUACACUGCCAAGUAUGCGAGUUCGUUUUAUGGGCCGUUUCGAGAGGCUCUAGACUCAAAUCCACGUUUUGGAGACAAAAAGACUUACCAGAUGAAUCCAACAAAUUACAGAGAAGCUCUAAUUGAGACCCGUGAAGAUGAAUCUGAAGGAGCUGACAUUCUUCUGGUGAAACCCGGUCUUCCUUAUUUGGAUAUAAUAAGGCUUCUUCGGGAUAAUUCUCCUCUACCAAUUGCUGCUUAUCAGGUAUCGGGUGAGUACUCAAUGAUUAAGGCUGGAGGGGUUCUGAAGAUGAUUGACGAAGAGAAGGUUAUGAUGGAGUCUCUCAUGUGUCUGAGACGGGCAGGCGCGGACAUCAUCCUCACGUACUUUGCACUGCAAGCGGCUAGAUGCCUAUGUGGUGAGAAGAGGUGAGAUUCAGAUGCAGUUGGUGGCGGGCAUUGCUGCGAACAACCCCACUAGAUCUUUUGAGGAAAUGAGCCUUAAUGCCUUAACAUAACUUUUGUAGAUUAUUUUGUAAAGUUGGUGAUGCUAGGGAUUAGGUUGAUUUUUUAAGAGUAAUUUGAGUGGAAAUGGUUUUGGGGUGUGUUCUGCGGAGUGUGGUGUCUUCAUGCUUAAGUUAGAGUGAUGUGCUUUGAGAAUGGACACGAAUAAUAAGCUGGAAAUUCAAUCGGGGCACCAUCCCCGAUUGUUUUGUUCUGUUAAUUUCUUACCCUGUAAUUUAUCAUUCGGUAUCUGUGUGCUUGAUAGGAUCUUGAGAAUGUAUGACGUUCUGGUAAUUUAUGCAAAAUGUAUUUCUUACUA